UUGUCGAUCGCCGUUCCAACUUCAGUUGUCCGCUGGAUGUUGGCCGAGUCGAACGCGUUGUGUACCUCCUCUCCAGUGACGUGUGUCUCUCUGCUUCCAAAACUUGUUAUUUUGAUAUCUUUUGGUUUUUGUUUUUUUGCCAACUUGAUCUGCUUGGCCAUUGGACAAGUUUGAAGUUUGAAGACAGUUGAAUUCUAGACAUAAUCAGUUGGUGGGAGACGAUUUUCGUGAUGAUUUAAUCGUGUGUAAGCUCGUGCUGGUGAUCCAUUUCAAGUGAUUCGAUAUCGAAAAGAAACACAGUUGCAUUUCCAAGGAGAAGAAGCAGAAAUCGGACAUUUUUCGGAAUCUUUUACAUCCAGUUGAUGAACGACAAUCUCGGGAUUCGCAUUCCCUUCGAGAGCGGGUCCACGAUGGCGUUGCGGAGAAGCCGAGUGGCGCUUCUGGCCGCUCUGGUCCUCUUAGCGUCGUCUGUUCGAUCUCAAGAGAACGAACUCUUUCACUGCCCUGCUGGAUGGCGACUACAGGGUCUUCACUGCUACAAGUUCUUCGAAGUGCAGCAUUCUUGGGAGAGGGCGGCCGAUUUGUGUAAACGUUAUGGCAGCGACUUGGUGGUGGUGGAAAGCUACCAGCAAAACAACAUUUCCGAAAAAUUGGCGCAAGAACAGCUGAACCCCGUGACGCAUCCGGAUGCCGCCUUCUGGCUCGGUUUGAUGUCGCUCGACGACCUUAGUACCAAUACACUUGAAGCCGCAUCCGGCUCUCUGGUCCAACAAUACGCAGGUUUCUGGCAAGUGGACCAACCGGAUGCGGAAAAGGGUCAGUGUGUUCGUGCGUCCACGGCCAACGCAGACCAGUCAUGGGCUCUGAGUUCCUGCGAGUCUUUGCUACCCUUCGUUUGCCGGGCAAAAGCCUGUCCAAAGAACAGUUUCUUGUGCUCGAACGGUCGAUGCAUAAACGGCGCCUUGCGCUGCGACACGCAAGACGAUUGCGGUGAUGGUUCUGAUGAGAACGCUUGCCCCGAAGAAUGCCAUUACCACAUGAUAUCCAGCGGCGAUUCGAUCGAGAGUCCCAACUAUCCGGGCAAAUACCGGCCACUGGCCGACUGUAAAUGGACGCUGGAAGGACCAGUGGGCACGGCCAUCAAACUGCAGUUCACGCAAUUCGACACUGAACGCACGUUCGACACGGUGCAGAUUCUGGCCGGUGGACGGACCGAAGAUUCAUCCGUCACCUUGGCCACCCUGUCCGGCAAGCAAAAUUUGAGCCAGCAGCCUUUCACUUCGGCUUCCAACUUCAUGAUCGUUCGAUUCCGUUCGGACGCCACGGUCGAGAAAGGCGGCUUCCAAGCCACGUGGAACACGGAGCCCGUCUCUUGCGGCGAGCACCUCAAGGCCCUUCCGCAAGGGAAGGAGCUGACGUCGCCCGGCUACCCUCAAGCUUACCUCGGCGGGCUGGAGUGCCUCUACGUCAUUUCGGCGCCUCUGGGCAAAGUGGUCACCCUCGUCAUCGAGGAUUUCGACAUGGAACCGCACAAAGAUUACGUGCUGAUCCGCAACGGAGCCGAAUCCGACUCUGCCAAGCUGGCCAUGCUAACAGGACGGACGGAAGAUCUGCCGGCCUACCUCCAAUCGACGACGGAGGCCAUGUACUUGUACAUCCAUUCGGACCUGAGCGAAUCUCGAAAGGGAUUCCGCUUCCGCUAUUCGGUCGGCUGCGACCUAUCGCUCGAGGCGGCCAACGGGACCCUGGUCUCGCCCGGCUACGACAUGGACGCGCAAGAUUUCCGCUACCCUCACAACCUGGAAUGCGACUAUCACCUGCGCGCCCCGGGCGGGUCGCCCUUGUCCCUCCGCUUCGUCGACUUUCAGGUCGAUGAUUCGGACAGCGUCCAAUUGUACGACGGCAGCAGCAGCAACGGCAUCAAACUCCAUCCGGCCGAAGGCUUCCACGGCAAGACGGAGCCCAAGAUGGCCACCUUUUCUGCUGACAGCGGCGACCUGCUCGUGCGCUUCAAAUCGGACGCUCUGAGAAACGAUCGCGGAUGGAAGAUCGUCUUCUCGGCUGACUGCCCGCAAUUGCCCGUCGAUGAGAACGCCGUUUCGUCCACCAAGCAGCGCACGUUCGGCAGCAAUGUCGUCAUCACUUGCCCGGCCGGCAUGGAGUUCGCCACGGGAGUCAAGAAGAUCACGACCGAGUGUCUGAACGGAGGACACUGGUCGACGCCGUACAUUCCCAAAUGUCAGACGGUUUACUGCGGCCCGGUGCCUCAGAUCGACAACGGAUUCGCCAUUGCAGCCACCAACGUGACGUUCGGCGGAGAGGCGCAGUACCAGUGCUACGCUGGCUUCGGAUUUCCUUCCGGCCAGGCCAUUGAGACGAUCCGGUGCACGGAGGACGGCCAAUGGGACAGCGUUCCUCAAUGCUCGGCCUCGCAGUGCACUCCCCUACCGGAGGUGGCGCACGCCAACGCCACCAUCCUCAACGGCGGCGGCAUGAACUACGGCUCGGUCAUCCGCUUCGAAUGCGAACCCGGUUACGUCCGGACGGGCGAUCCGGUCCUUUUGUGCCAGAGCAACGGCACCUGGUCGGCAGCUGUUCCGUCCUGUUCGAAAAUCCAGUGCCGCACUUUCCCCGAAAUUGAAAACGGAUGGGUCAGCAACCGGACGCGCAACUACUUCUUCGGCGACGAGACCCGCGCCCAGUGCUACCGCGGGUACAAACUCAACGGAACCACCGUCAUCCGGUGCGGAGCCGACGGGAAAUUCGCCAACGUGCCCACCUGUUUGGACGUGGACGAGUGCGGAGGUUCCGGCGGGAGCGCCACCUCAUCACCUUGUGACCAAGCCUCUACCACUUGCACGAACGUUCCAGGAUCGUACCAGUGCGGAUGCAAGUCCGGAUUCCUGCCCAACUUGGACUGCCGGCCUGUUGUCGACCUCGGCCUGGGCAACGGAGGAGUGCCCAAUCCAUCCAUCACCGUCUCCUCGGCUGAAAAGGGUUUCCCCAAAGAGAACGUUCGCCUCAGCACCAAGGGCGGAUGGUGCGGCGCUGAAAGCGGUUCCGGCAGCAACUGGGUCAUGAUCGAUUUCAAAGCACCGACCGUUCUGCGCGGAUUCCGCACCCAGCCGGUCUUGCGCGGAUCCAGCGGCGUAGCUUUCGCCUCCUCCAUCCGGCUUCAAUACGCCGACGACGCUGACGACCUCUUCCGCGAGUACAAGAGCCCCGAAGGAGCCCCCGUCGAAUUCCGCAUUCCCGAGGGCACCAGCAUCGCCGUGGUCAACUUACCCACAGCCAUCGAAGCUCGCUACUUCCGCCUCGUCAUUCAAGAUUACUCGGUGGCUCCCUGUCUCCGGAUGGAAAUGAUGGGCUGCACGCGCAACGAGUGCCUCGACGUGGACGAGUGCGCCGUCGCCAACGGCAGUUGCCAGCAGAAAUGCAUCAACAAUCCAGGCGGAUUCGCUUGCUCGUGCAGCGAAGGGCACGACCUUUUCAUCCAGAACGGAACGGCCGGCUUCUUCAUUUUGGAAUCGGAGACUGGAGUCCGCGACGGCGAUCGCUUCCGCAUCAAUAAGACCUGCGUCAAGAAAAUGUGCCCGGCCGUCAGCGAGCCGGACAACGGGCACAUGCUCACCACCCGUGCCAGCCAUCAUUUCGGCGAUGAAAUCAACUUCCAUUGCCGCAUCGGCUACAUCAUGGUCGGUUCCAGCAGCAUUAAAUGCACGCCAGCCGGAACUUGGAACGCGUCCGUCCCCGAAUGCCAGCCGGCUCAGUGCGUGCCUCUCGCCGACGAUCAAUCGGAAGGUCUAACUGUGACUCGUUCCGGCCCGGCUGACAAUCUCCUCGUUCCCUACGGUCAGAACAUCACGCUGUCGUGCAACGAGCCCGGCCGGCCACUUGUUAGGACCCCGGCCGCCUCGUUCCGCCAGUGCGUCUACGACCCGAGACCCGGUUUCCCUCAGUACUGGUUCUCGGGUUCGCAGCCGAGCUGCCCGCGCAUCGAUUGCGGCAAACCGCCCGAGACUCCAGGAGCCGAAUACGGGUUCUUCCCCGACACGCGUUACAAGUCCAGUUUCUUCUUCGGAUGCCAGCCGACUUUCACCCUGACUGGGCAGUCUUCUCGCAACGACAAUGUCGUCCGCUGCAUGGAGAACGGCGUCUGGGAUUUCGGCGAUUUGCGUUGCGAAGGUCCCGUCUGCGAAGACCCUGGACGACCUGCCGACGGAAUUCAGUUGGCCACCAGUUACGAGCAGGGCGCUGAGAUCUCGUUCCAGUGCACCCGACCCGGAUACAUCCCCAUCACGUCGGCGCCGAUCCAAUGCGUCCGCGAACCGGAAUGCAGCGUCGUCAGGCCGAUCGGCAUCACCUCCGGUCGCAUUGCGGAUGGCAGUUUCAACGCGACCUCAGAGCGGCGCAACUACGAGGCUAGAAAGGCCCGCAUGAAUUCGGCCACUGGCUGGUGCGCCCAGCAAGAGGAAGCCUUCACUUACGUCAGCGUCGAUUUGGGGAGCGUCCACCGCGUCAAGGCCAUCCUGGUUAAGGGCGUGGUCACCAACGACGUCGUCGGCCGACCCACCGAGAUCCGCUUCUUUUACAAACAAGAUCCGUCCGAGAAUUUCGUUGUCUACUUCCCCAACUUUAAUUUGACCUCCCGCGAUCCGGGCAAUUACGGAGAGCUGGCCAUGAUCACCCUUCCGCUCUCUGUCCAGGCCCGUUUCGUCAUCCUGGGCAUCGUGGCCUACGAUAAGAAUCCCUGCCUCAAAUUCGAACUGAUGGGAUGCCCCGACGAACCGGAGGAGGACCGUCUCCUCGGCUACGAUCUGGGCUACCCCGUCUGCGUCGACAACGAUCCGCCUCAGUUCCUCAACUGCCCGACGUCCGCCAUUCGCGUGAAACGAACGGCCGAAGGCAUGGGCGUGGUCGAUUUCGUGGUGCCCACUGCGACGGACAAUAGCGGCAUGAUCGCCAGAACGGAAGUCCGUCCAGAGGGAUUCCGCCCGCCUUUGACCGUGUUCCAGGACACGAUGGUCGAGUAUUUCGCUUACGAUUUCGACGGCAACGUUGCCAUUUGCCAAAUUAACAUCACCGUCAUCGACGAAGAGCCGCCCUUGCUCCAGUGCCCGCAGAGUUUCGUCAUCGAGCUGGUCGAGCCGCAAGAAUCGUACCAGGUCUUCUUCAACGACACGCUUCGUCGCGUCCAAGUAUCGGACGCUUCCGGCCAGGAUGUGGCGGUCACCUUCAUUCCGGAGAGCGCCUUCAUCCGCGUCGGCAGUUACGAGAACGUGACCGUCGUGGCCACGGACCCUUCCGGCAAUCAGCAACGCUGCUACUUCCAGGUGUCCGUCCAGCCGACUCAAUGCGUCGACUGGGAACUCAAAGCGCCGGCCAACGGAGCCAUCAAUUGCCUCCCGCCCAGCAACCGGCCGGCUGGAAGUGGCGGUCUCGAGUGCGUGGCCACUUGCAAUCCGGGAUUCCGCUUCACCGACGGCGAGCCGGUCAAGACGUUCCGUUGCGACGUCAAACAGCCGUGGACGCCCAGUCACGUGGUGCCCGACUGCGUGACGGAAGAGACCCAACAAGCCAUGUACAACGUGGUGGCCAAAGUUCUGUAUCGCGCCGGCGGAGGAGCCACGACUGCCGUUCCAGCAACCUGCCUCUCGCAAUACGCCGCCGUCGUCCAGCCUUUCUACGAAGCGCUGGAUCGAGCCCUGUCUGCCCGUUGCUCGGCCAUCAGCGUCGAUAUGAACGUGACGUUCGUCGAGGCUCAGACGGAAAUGCAUUUGAUCGAGGACAACAUUGCCGAAGUGACUUACGUCUUGUCCAUCAUGCCGGCCGUCCGUCAGCCGCAGCUUUACGAUCUGUGCGGAUCGACGUUGGGUCUCGUCUUCGACCUGUCCGUCCCGUCGACCAGCGCCGUCCUGACUCCGCUUCUCGACCUGGCCGCCACAUCGAACACUGAAUGCCCGCCCAUGAAGGCCGUCAACUCCUCCAUGAGCCGAGGGUUCGCUUGCGGUGUAGGUGAAGUGCUCAACAUGCCGGCCGCUGCCAAUGUCCCUCGCUGUCUACACUGUCCGGCUGGAACAUCUGCCGUCAGUGGCGCCAAAAGCUGCGCCCUCUGCCCGCGCGGAUUCUACCAAGAUCAGGAACAAUCCGGCUCGUGCAAACGAUGCCCGGCUGGAACGUUCACGCGCUCCGAAGGUUCGAAAACGGUCGAUGAAUGCAUUCCAGUCUGUGGAUUCGGCACGUAUUCUCCCACCGGACUGGUUCCAUGUCUGGAAUGCCCUCGCGACAGCUUCACUGGAUCUCCACCGGCGGGCGGAUUCACCGACUGCCAGGCUUGUCCGGCAGAUGCUCCUUUCACCCACCAGCCGGCCGCUCCGUCGGUCAGCACCUGCCGUCCGAAAUGCGCACCUGGAACCUACUCCGUCACCGGAUUGGCCCCCUGCGCUGCCUGCCCCAAUCACUUCUUCCAGCCGCUGGAAGGCAAAAUGUCGUGCAUCGAAUGCCCAGGUUCAGCCAUGACGGUCAGUCCAGGAGCCAAAAGCCGCGACGAAUGCCAACCUUUGACUUGCAAAGAAGGAUUCUGCCGCAACGGCGGCCUGUGCUUGGCUCAAACUCACAUGGCCUACUGCCACUGUCCUUCCGGCUUCACGGGACGCUUUUGCGAAGUGAACAUCGACGAUUGCGCCUCGCAGCCCUGCUACAAUGGCGGAACAUGUCGCGACCAGGAACAAGGCUACCUUUGCUCCUGCCCACCAGGAUAUUCGGGCCUCCAGUGUCAAGAGGAAGAGUCCAGCUGCAAUGGCACCACUUGCAACGAUCGUUCCAUGUGUAAAAACGAACCCGGCCAAGGUCAGUUUACUUGCCUCUGCCGAACGGGCUACACUGGGCCCAACUGCAGCAGCACCCUGGACCCGUGUUCGGAGAAUCCUUGCUCCAAUUCUGCCCAGUGCAUUCCUCUGAAGCAGGGCCGCUUCAAGUGCGUCUGCCCAGCCGGCUGGGAAGGUCCCCUGUGCGAUGAAAACGUGGACGACUGCGCCGAAUCGCCCUGUUUGUUGGGCAGCAAUUGCACGGACCUGAUCGACGACUUCAACUGCUCGUGCCCCGUCGGUUUCACUGGCAAACGUUGCGAAAUGAAAGUCGACCUUUGCCAGCCGUCACCUUGCGGCGAACACGGCCGAUGCGUCGACCGCUACUUUGACGCCCUGUGCAUUUGUCAGCCAGGCUGGACGGGUCCCAACUGCUCCGUUCAAGUGGACGAAUGCUCUGCCAACCCUUGCCUGAACGGAGGCCAAUGCCAAGACGUCGAAGGCGAUUAUCGAUGCCUUUGCGCCCUGGGCUUCACCGGCAAAAACUGCCAGCACAGCGUCGACUAUUGCGGGAGCCAGCCGUGCCAGCACGGAGGCACUUGCACCGAUGCGUUGGAGAGCUUCCAGUGCCAAUGUCGGCCCGGUUUCCUCGGCGUCCAGUGCGAGAUUGACAUCGACGAAUGCCUGGACAACCCGUGCGAUCCCGUCGGUACCGACCGCUGCUUGGAUCAGGUCAACAAAUACCACUGCCAAUGCCGGCCAGGAUUCACGGGCACCUUGUGCGAAAAUAAAAUCAACGAAUGCGCACCCGUUUCGCCCUGCCUCAACGGUGGCGUUUGCACCGAAUUGGUCAACAACUUUAAAUGCACUUGCCCAGCCGGUUGGACUGGACAGCGAUGCGAAAAAGACAUUAGUUUCUGCGAGUCUCAACCUUGUUUGAACAACGCCAACUGCAUCAAUUUGCUGGGCGAUUUCUUCUGCGCAUGCCCGUCGGGCACGGACGGUAAGCGAUGCGAGACGGCGCCGGAUCGUUGCAUCGGUGACCCGUGCAUGAACCAGGGCGAGUGCCGUGAUUUCGGAUCGGGCCUCAAUUGCACUUGCGAUGCUGACUACGUCGGUGUCGGUUGCCAGCACGAAUUCGACGCUUGCGCCGUUGGCGUCUGCCAAAAUGGCGCCACUUGUAUCGACAACGGAGCCGGCUACCAGUGCGUCUGUCCGGCCGGUUUCUCUGGCCGUCACUGCGAGCAAGACGUGGUGGAAUGCGUGCCAGGAGCUUGCCCAUUGUCGGCGACUUGCAUCGACCUCAUUGACGAUUUCUACUGCCGUUGCCCGUUCAAUCUGACGGGCGAGGAUUGCCGCAAAAUCGUCCAAACGGAUUACGAUUUCUUCUUUAGCGACGAAACUCGAAGGGCCAGCGCCUCUCUAGUCGUUCCCUUUGUUCUCGGCUCGUCGAGCUUGACUUUGGCUCUCUGGGUCCAGUUCACGAACCGAGACGACCUGGGCAACAUCUUGACGCUCUACUCGGUCGACUCUGCCAGCGUGUUGCGCAAUCAACGCACGAUGGCGCAGGUGCACAGCUCCGGCGUGCACAUUGCCCUUCUACCUGGCAUCAAGGACGUCUUUCUGCCGUUCCGGGUCAACUUGGCCAUCAACGACGGCCAAUGGCACCACAUUGCGCUCGUCUGGGACGGCCCUAACGGUGCCAUCACGUUGACCACUGACGGCGUUAUCGUCGGCCGCGUCGAAAACUACGGAGUCAAUCAGACGCUGUCUCAGUACGGAUGGAUGACGUUGGGUGCGCCCAACUCAUCCGGAAAAACCCGGACGGAUCACGGUUUCCACGGUCACUUGACGCGAGUCCAUCUGUGGGGCCGGCCGCUCGACGUCAUAACGGACAUACCCAAACAAGUACGCAGCUGCCAAUCAGCGCCCAUGCUCUUUGACGGCCUUCUGCUCCAGUGGAGCGGCUACGACCGUAUCGAGCGCGGAGUGGAACGCGUCAUGCCGUCCGCUUGCGGCCAGCGUGUAUGCCCGCUCGGCUUCUCCGGCCCUAGUUGCACUUCGCUGGACAAGGACAAGAUCCCCCCGCAGGUGGUCCGCUGUCCUAGUGACAUCUGGAUCGAAACGCGCAACGGUUCUGCCCGCGUCGACUGGAACGAGCCUCAAUUUAGCGACAACAUCCGCUUGGCCCAGGUAGAAGAAACCCGUGGCAUUCGCUCGGGCAACACGCUCGCCUGGGGAACAUACGACGUGGCUUAUGUCGCCUACGACGAAGCUGGAAACUCGGCCGUCUGCGCUUUCAAAAUCUACAUCGUCAACGAGUUCUGCCCGAAAUUGGCCGAUCCUGUUGGAGGAUCUCAGCGUUGCUCCGACUGGGGCCCCGGUGGUCGCUUCAAAGUAUGCUCGAUCGAAUGCAAUGCUGGACUAGCUUUCUCCGUGCCCGUUCCCAAAUUUUACACGUGCGGCGCCGAAGGCUUUUGGCGGCCAACCGAAGAUCCGGGCGUUUCGUUCGUCUACCCGGCCUGCAGUUCGACCAAACCCGCUCAGCGAAUCGUCAAAAUCAAACUGCAGUACUUGAGCUCCGUGCUGUGCAACGAAGCCGGACAGAGCGUCUUGUCCGACAAGGUUCGACAGGCCAUUCACAAACUGAACCGCGACUGGCGUUUCUGCAACGCCAAGGGCAGCCAAUCGGCCACCUGUAACGAACUCAACGUCAACAUCAAAUGUCAGCGUCGUCACGGUGACUUGGGCGUCAAGCGGCGUCGCCAAGUCGACGUCAACGACGAUGUCUACGACAUUGAAAUCAGUUUCCCGGCCGAAAGCGAUCCCGUGACCAACAUCAACACUCAGGAGAAGUCGACCAUCGAACGCCUGUUGGAGACCAUCAUCUUGGAGAAGGACGACUUCGAUGUCAGCGAUUCGCUGCCGACGACCGUGCCCGAUCCCGCCACUCUGUCCAUUUCAGCCGAUUUCACUUGCCCCGUAGGACAAGUGGUCCGUGGUUCCGAGUGCGUGGCUUGCGCACCGGGCAACGCAUUCGACAUGGAGAAGAAGAACUGCAAACCUUGUCGUGUGGGCACGUUCCAGGACCAAGCUGGACAGACGCAGUGUAAGAUCUGCCCCGUCAUCGCCGGCCGGCCAGGCACAACUUUCGCCUCUGGAGCUCGUUCUGCCACCGAUUGUAAAGAACGUUGUCCGGCCGGCAAAUUCUACAGCGAAGAGACGCAACGUUGUUUGAACUGCGGUUUCGGCCAUUACCAACCGGCCGAGGGAUCGUUUGCCUGCCGUUCUUGUCAGGCCGGUCUGACGACGCGGACGGAUCAGGCCAUCUCUUCCGACGAAUGUUCUGAAGAGUGCCCAACCGGCCUUCAGUUGACGUCGUUAUCCAACAACGCGACGUGCGAGCCGUGCCCGAAAGGAACCUAUCGCACCAAAGGACGCGAGAUGGCUUGCCAACCUUGCCCGGCAGGAUACACAACCACCCGGUCCGGUUCGGCCACUGCGGAAGAAUGUUCAGAACCGAAAUGCCAACCGGGCUCUGCUCUUUCCAAGGAGAAUACUUGCGUUCUCUGCCAGGUGGGCAGUUACCAACCCAACGCCCAGCAAACCAGUUGUCUGCCUUGCCCACCCGACACCACGACCAAAGUGGCCGGCGCCGUCCUCAAGUCGGACUGCUCGAAUCCCUGCAGUCCCGCCACCAACCAGACCAUCUGCCCCAUGAACGGCGUUUGCCUUUUCGUGGCCAGCACCAACGUGCACCGUUGCGAAUGCAAGGCUGGAUUCACGCCCGUUCCUCCCGACAAUCCGACCGACUUCAUUUGCAUGGACAAAUGCGACAACUUCUGCAAAAACGACGGCAAGUGUCGUCGCGAUCGUGCAACAGGCGAACCUUACUGCCAGUGUACUGGCAGCUACACAGGCCAGCAGUGCGAGGCCCAGUCUAAUUUCGCUUACAUCGUUGGUGGAAGUGCUGGUUUCGUCGUGUUCUUGAUCCUGCUCGUUCUGUUGAUCUGGAUGAUCUGCGCCAGGACAUCGCGACGCCGCGACAGCCAAGCUAAGGCGGCGGCCAACGCCGCUGUCGUUGCCGGCGAUCCUUCGGGCAGCCAGGCCAAUUUCUACUACGGGUCGCACGCGCCGUACGCCGAGUCAAUUGCUCCAUCGCAUCAUUCCACUUAUGCGCAUUAUUACGACGAAGAGGAAGACGGAUGGGAAAUGCCCAAUUUUUACAACGAGACCUACAUGAAAGCAGAGAACCUACACAACGUGAACAAGGGGAACAGUCUAGCACGCUCCAACGCCAGCUUAUAUGGUAACAAAGAAGAAUUGUAUGACCGUCUCAGACGACACGCCUAUCAGGGAAAGAAAGAGAAAAGUGGCAACGAGACGACUAGCGAGAGUGACGGACAUUAGCUUUUAGGUUUACAUAAGAGAAAAACAACGAAACUAUUGAAACGAACAUGUCGCUUCUUUGUGUUAUUGCUUUCAAAAAGGAAUUCAAGUCUCGCCUUUCUUCACGACUUUGAAUUGUCGAUUCCCCAAUGUGGUCUAAGGGUCAUCGCCAAAAUUUCAUUUGGAGGGGUUUUAUUUUUGGUGUUUUGAACAAUCUUUUUCUUUUUUUUUUUUCUUUUUUUUUAAUCUUUCCAUUGCGUUUUUAUCGACGGCAUUCAUUUUUGUGACUUUACGACGUGAUCCUGGUGCUACGAUGGCGCGCCAUGGAUUUCUAGCCAAGCGAACGGGGAAAGGCUGCGCAGACGCGAGAAACGAACAUUUUUUUUUUUUUCGUAUAGACCUUCAUUCUUCUCUUCUUGUUUGACAAUUAUUUGCUCUUUUAUUGGGGAUCUUAAUUUAUGACCGAAACUGUACGCUUUUAAUUACAUUUCUGUCUGUCAUUAUUUCCAAUUAUAAUUAAGUGUGUUAUAUCAUCAACCAAAACAAUUUUUUUUUUCUUUCGUUUUCCGUGUAAUCUCUGCUGGGCGACGUACUGCGGUUCGCACUUUUAGUGAUGUCUGUAAUUUUUUGUGCAACGCAUUCCUUGCGUGAUUUGUGUUUGAUUUUGAAUCAUCAAUAUAUAUAUAAAUCCAUAA
Molecule: messenger RNA, 11890 nt
Organism: Daphnia magna
Lineage: Eukaryota; Metazoa; Arthropoda; Branchiopoda; Diplostraca; Daphniidae
Gene: uif
Product: sushi, von Willebrand factor type A, EGF and pentraxin domain-containing protein 1
Biological process (GO): Notch signaling pathway
Molecular function (GO): calcium ion binding; Notch binding
Source: RefSeq, a predicted model, not a curated record